This is a messenger RNA of Oryza brachyantha (malo sina), 3261 nucleotides long. Its product is annotated as myb-like protein X. Lineage: Eukaryota; Viridiplantae; Streptophyta; Magnoliopsida; Poales; Poaceae. The record is from RefSeq and is a predicted model, not a curated record. The transcript has 3 exons. Bases 531 to 2540 code for a protein of 669 amino acids.
CUUCUCUCCUCCUCCGCCUCCUCCCCCUCCUCUCGCGGUGCGGUGGAAGAGAGGGCUCUCUUCCUUCCUCAACCCUACUCCUCCGAAUCCAUCCCCGGCGAGGUCGCGCGGCGGCGUCGGAACAGCGAGCAGGCGGAGGGAGAGGAAUUUUUUUUUAUUAAAAUAAGUUUGUGGUGUGGGGGAUCGCCGCAACGAAGAACCAACGCCUGCUUCACUGAUUCCGAUUGGGUGGGGGGUCGGAUCCCCGGAUCCCCCGCGCCGGCGAGAAUUCGGGCCCGCCCCGCGCCAGAUCCCCGCGAUUCCGGCGGCGGCGCCGGGGAUGAGAGCCCCGAGGACAUGGUCGCCGCGACCCGUGCCGUGGAGGGCGGCCCAGCACGAGUGAGGCGGCACCUGCAGGAGGGGAGGAGCGGCGGCGGCGGCGGAGGAGGUGGAGGUGGUGUGUGCGGCUGCGGUGGUUGUCUGAGGCGGAGGAGGGAGGAGGUGGUGGUGGUGGUGGUGGUGGGUGAUCCGGGGCCCGAGGCGGCCGUGCCAUGUCUCGCUGCUUCCCGUUUCCGCCCCCAGGAUAUGAGAAGACCGCCCGCCCCGACGGCCAGCUAGCCUCGCACCUGCUCGAGAAGGAGAAACACAAGGAGAAGAAGCAUAAGAAGGACAAGAAGGACAAAGAAAGAAAAGAAGGCAAAGAAAAGAAGGAUAAAGAAAGGAGCAAAGAUAAGCACAGAGAUAAAAAGGAUCGGAAAGAAAAACACAAAGACAAGAAAAAGGACAAGAGCAAAGAUAAAAGCAGGGAGUUAGAAGAAGGAACUGAAAGACACAGCGAGGCUCUCCAUGGCCAGAAAGUUGGAGAGAGCAGCAGGAAGUCUGAAGAAAUUAAGGAUCCUAAGUCCAAGGAGGACUCGGUCAGGAAGAUACAAAAUGAGAAAGGGGCGGCGAAUCAAUCUGUUCAGAACUUUUCUGUUUCAAAUGAACGAGGUCGUGAAGCCUUUAGUGCUGCACCUGCAUUGGAGAGCGAAAGAACUACAGCUAAUAAAAUGCAUACUCACUCUAUUAAUGCUUCAAGGAAAACCGAGGGCUUGGGACAGAAGGGCAUCAGCAUCAAUCAACAAAAAAAUGGGACAGCAAUUCGACGUGGAGAUGUCAUCAGCUCAUCUCAAAGAACAUCUGAUGUCUUCAUUGCAGCACCUACAGCUGAGAAAGAAAGAGUUAAAUUCACAAGGCCUCUCUCUAACUCUACUGAUUCUGUGCCAAGGAAAGAGGGGAUGGGACAGCGAAUCAAUAACAUUAGCAUACUGGUUCAGAAGAGAGCUGAUAGUCCAAACAAAGAGACUGCAAAGAAAGAAACUGGCACCAAUUCUCCACUGCUUCCAAGCCCUGCUAAUAUUAUGCAUAAGGGAAAUGGUAAGGUUGGUCGGCCGAUGGAGAUUGCGACACAGCGGUUUGACAGUCCAUCGACUUCUAGCACAACACCAGGGGCAGAUAGAGGAAUGCCUAGGUCAACUAUCCCAAGCCCAAGUAUUACAAUACGAAGGCCAAAUGGACUUGUACGACCACCUGAAAACAUUUCCAUUUCUUCUAAGAAACUUGAUGCAGGAGGUGCUUUCCCAGCUAUGGGGAAGGAAAAAGAACAGGGUGGAAGGAUAUUGCAGAAUAAUAUUAUCGAUCCAAAACAGGCUAAUUCAAAACCUCCAAUUGUGGAGAAAAUUUCAGAUGGAAGAGCUGAAAGGAUGGAGAAGGUCAGAGAUGGGGCACCUGAUGAUGCAAAGAAAGAGGAUAAGAAGAGUGAUCGACACGAGAAAAAGAAAAGGAAAGAGAAAGAUAAACAUAAAGAGAAGAAAAGGGAUAAAGAGGCAAAGAAGGAGAAAGAGGAACAAAAUAAUAACAAAGAGCAUGAUAAGCUAAGAGAAAACAGUAUAAAUUGUCAGGUAGAUAGUAGUCUUCACAUGAAGUCCUCAACCCCUCCUUUAGGCCCACCAGCUGAUGAUGCAAAAGCUACCCUAGCUGAUGAUAAUCUGAAGAAGCGAAAGAACCACGAGAUGAAUGGUUACUUACAAAACCAUCAUGAUAUGAUGCGGCCUACAAAGUUGCCAAGACCAGCCCUCUCCAACGCUCAUGUGGAGAAUGGUACAGCAUCUAAUGUAGCCGCGCCACUCUCUUCUGUGAAGCCGGAGGCCAUAAAUAUUGAAAAGGCUGAAAGGCUACACAAGAUGGAAGAGAAGAUCAAUGGCAACCAGGAAGGUCAACGAUCUUCAGUUGAGCCACGCCUUCGGGAUCCUCUGGCUGCAUCUGAGAAUGGUGCGCCUUCUAAGAAGCUGCCACACCCAGACAGCAAGUAUCUCAGUCAGAUAUACAGCAUUCCUGAAGCACCUCAAAUGAUGGAAUGGCAUGGGCAUGAUGACGAGGACUGGCUAUUUAGCCAUGAUACCACACAACCAAAGAAACCCACGUCAGAGACCGAGGCUGAUGGAGCUCCCCAAGUGUGGUCUCAACCUCUGAAGAUUGACCAGGCAGAUGUCAUUGCUUUACCAUAUGUCAUUCCCUUCUAAUAUAGUGCUGCCUAAACAGCUGUGAGGAUCUUGUGGUAAUUGAGCAUUCAAACAUCACACUGCAACUUGUUUCUGGGUGCUGCAUUGCUACAACUAGUGUAGCUCGGCACAAAUGGGUGAUUCAUCCAUUUGAGGGUAGCACGUCCUAUAGCCUCAUGCACGCUGGUAGAUUGGUGCAUGAGGUUCAUCACUUUGUGAGAGUUGGCGUAGCAGCUGAAGAAUAUCCCUGAGUUUGAGUGCUGCGUGGAAAGACACUGUUCAAUUCAUUGUCAGAACACGCCGAUUAUGUAAGGUGGGGUGUGAUUAGAUAUCAUGCUGUUACCGCUGCACAAUUUUGAUCUGUAAGGUGUAAAAGCAUUUUUAUAACCAAAAUGUACAUUAGAAAGAGGAGGAAUGGGGUGAGAGGGGGCAGGAGAGGGAAGAGGAAGACUUGGAGGAUUCAUUUAUACUUGAGAUGGUUCCAUAUAUGCUGGCUGAGAGUCUGCUUCUGCUUUGAUUCAUUCCAAAGUUUGGCUCUCUACCUUUGACAUGUGUCUUUUUGUACAUAGCUGUUUAGUUUACAUAGAUGAUCAUGUGGGUGUCCGAGGUUGUAACUUGCUUCUUGAGCAGUUUUCAUGUUGAGAGAGUCAUGCCAUCAUCUCCUGUCACAUACAUUGUCUGGUAGCUUACCAUCUCAAGAGGAUGGAUGACUGUUAGUUUUCGGUUGACUUUACCAGUUUAA